AUGAAGUACCAAAAGCAGAAUGCACUACUUGGGCAGACAGGUGCCAGGCACACCUAUGAGGAUCUUGCAUGCAGCAACAGCACAAAAAAUAUAAUUGCAAUGAUUGAGAGGGAGUUUCCUUGGUGGGGAGAAUUGCAUGGGUGGUGGUGCACAAAUCCUGCCUACAACAGUACCUGGAGUGCUGCUGAUAGUGGGCAGAAUUUCACUAGGUGUGCAGUUGAACUCUUCAAGCUGUGGCCAAACCCACCAUCUGGAGAUUUCAUUGAUCCUGCUGCAGGCCCACUGAAUUCAUCUCAGCUGGAAGAGGGUGAAAUAGUGGAGGGUGGUGAUGAUUUUCAUACUAAUGACAACUUUUUUGCAGAUGAUUUGGAACUGAUGAAUGUUGAUGUUUUUGCUUGCACCCCACCAUCCUUCAAUUUCUCUGAGUUGUCUGCUGUCAUCUCUUCUCCCUCCUCUACUUUUAACAGAGUUAAUUCCAUCAGCUUGAAUGAUGACCCCCCUCCCUUCAUAUCCCAUUGUCCAAAACUUCAGCCAGCAUGUCUGUCCCUCAAGCAGGAUCAACCCCUCCUUAAACACUGGUCAGCCUCCACUCCAAAUACAGAUGACUCCUCCAACUCUGACAUUGCUUCAUCCAAUUUGUUCUCAGCCCUUUGUCUCUCAUCAUCUUCCCCCUCCAGCAUCACUGCUCUCUCUGAUGAUAGCAAUUCCAAGCUGUCAUCAAAGCCAUCCCAUAAGUGUGCAUGGGAAACCCCUGCUGACAAGCUUUCUUUGGAUCUUGCAUCUGCUUCAUUAACUUUCAUUAAGCAAUUUCAACAGGUGUGGCAGGAUAGGUCAGAGGUCAAGUGUCACUGGCUGGAGUACAGAUACUGGAGGACUCACCAGAAGGCCACUGCUCUCUCAGCCAAUCAUGAACACCAACUUACUAUGCAAUGUGAGCUGUUCACACAUGAGGAGAUGAUGGUGGCUCAAGAGUUGGAGAAGAUGAAGCUCACCAUCAAGUUGGAGGAACUUCAUGCUCAGAACCUUGCCUUGCAAAAAGGCAUAGAUGGCAGUGAGGAUCAAGGCCCUUUGUCUAGCAAUCAAGAUGUUUAUCUGCUUUGA
Pisolithus orientalis is the source of this 1101-nucleotide messenger RNA. RefSeq lists its product as uncharacterized. The record is from RefSeq and is a predicted model, not a curated record. NCBI's taxonomy places the organism in Eukaryota, Fungi, Basidiomycota, Agaricomycetes, Boletales, Pisolithaceae. The transcript is spliced from 3 exons. Bases 1 to 1101 code for a protein of 366 amino acids.